Molecule: messenger RNA, 4642 nt
Organism: Panicum virgatum (switchgrass)
Lineage: Eukaryota; Viridiplantae; Streptophyta; Magnoliopsida; Poales; Poaceae
Product: peroxidase 11-like
Exons: 7
Coding region: 3466-4470 (334 amino acids)
Biological process (GO): hydrogen peroxide catabolic process; response to oxidative stress
Molecular function (GO): peroxidase activity; heme binding
Source: RefSeq, a predicted model, not a curated record
CAGAGACCGUAUUCCUUGGCCUAGGCGUACUUGCGAGUUUCCGCAAACCACGGUCCACGGCCAUUUGCUUUUCCGAUUCCGUGGCAAGCCACGCCGCCGCCGCGCUGCACGACCCCCCAUUCCCCCCCGAUCCUUGUCCCCCGUACAAAUGCCGCGGCGGCGCGGCGAGGGUGGCGGACUGGAUCCAGGCUCGGUACCGACCGGAGUCUGCGGAGAGCACCGCGAGGGAGGAAGGGAGGCGUUACUGCAGCGGCGGCGGCAGUGGCUUGCAUUUGUUGGCGGUCAGCCUCGCCGUCCCCCGCCGCCCUUUCGCAGUUUCGCUUCGCUUCGCCGCGGCCGCCUUCUCCCUUGCUGAUCGACGAGGAUCCACCCUAGAAAAAAAAACUUGGCAUGUGACAGCAUAGUAGUAAUAGAUGAACUCACGCUGUUGCUGAUGGAAUCGGUGUAAGCACUGACCCCGGCAGUUAUGGAGGCAGCCUGCUCGGCCCCUACAACUCCAUAGCCACUCUGCUGCUGCUCUUUUACCAUAGCAACUUGUGAAGAAUCCUUGCUGAGCAGCAGCCAAGAGUCCACCUCCUCUUCCUUGUCACCGAUGGCCCCGGUGGUGGCUGCUGCCUCGGCAAGCACAGAAGCAGCCGGAAUGGCUGCAGCGGGGAGUGGCACCACCGGCACGCGUUGGUGCCUCCCGGCGAGCGGGUUUGCAGAGUGCACCUUGGCGUCACAGGCGGCACACAGCGCUGCCGCGUCGGCGCGGCACACCAGCACGGCGGGGGCACGCUCGCAUGCUUCGCAAACGCGCACACGCUCAUGGCGUGAGGCCACACGGUUUGCGGCGUGUACCCUCGUGUCGCACGAUGCGCAGAGGUACGCAGCGUCAGCGCGGCAGUACACCACGCCCGGCGCCGUGCGGCACCCGUCGCAUGGCUUGGGCCAUGGGCAACUCCCUUCGCCUCCUCCAACCUCCUUCUCGAGGGCGUUUCUGCCAAAAUUAUAAUUCAUGAACGGAGAGAUCUUGGCACUUGCACCACAUAGACAAUCUAAGAGGCUCAGUCAGAGCAAGCUAGUAGUAGGAUAGUCUAGAUAGCAGUAUACUGCUACCCUAUACGUGGGUGUAUAUGUCUCCUCCCGUUCCUCUGCUUUCCAUGGCUCCUAUGCCUUGUUGCAGUGACUGUGCGAGUAUGUUGGGUUGGGGGAGUCACCAAUGUCACGGGUUCAGUGUCGAGUACUAAUAGCAGGGUGUGAGGAGAAUCCUGGGAGUGACACCUGGCUUCAUUCUUGGGGCUGAGCAUCGCUGUGUGCCUAUCUUGUGGUUGGCUUUGUAUGUUGCUGCCUCCUGUUUUGUCCCAACGCCAAUCCUCAGGCAUCGAGUCGUUUUCAGAUAAAGAUUUGAUGCUCUUUGGGCAAGCCUGGGGAAUUAGACAGUAUACUUCCAGGUGAGCUGGACAGUUGCUGAGGCAAAUCCCAGGAGCUGGUCUACUGCAUGGAUCAAGGGAAUUAUCUGGAAUGUCCUAUGACUGGCACUGACGCUUGCAGCUUACAUUAUUCCUUGGACUGGGGCACUAGGCUUAAUCUAAAGAUAGAGAAUUGGAGGGCGCUGUGGUAUAGAGGAUGCGGACGGAGGGGGAGCGUGGAAGAUGCUGCCCUUCUCUUUAUCAAAAGGAAAAGGGUAGGGUGGGUUCUUUUGGAUUCGAAAACGUGAGGUUUUGUGCCAGUCGUUGCCACUCCCCCUUAGCCGUUACGCCUUUGGAACCUCGAAUGUGAGGUGUCAAGUGGAGAUACACAGGAAAAGGCCUAAAGUGCCCUGCCAGGUCACUAGAUAGUUUCCUUGCCGCCCUUCUGAUCUACAAAUAUCUAACGCAAUGUAGUGGGGAAGUCAAGUUGCUGGGGACGGCCGCUUAUAUCUGCUGCCAGGAUAUUUAUUUCCCGUCUUAUUAUGGAUAUGUUUUCUUCUCCAGGCUCAUUCAAUGAAUCCAGGACUCUUCUUUUUUGCUCGGGGAGCUAUCAUCUGUCUUGCCUUGAAGUUUCAUGAGUUGUGUUCCUCUCUUUUUUUUUUCCUAUGCCAAGGUUGCAAAUGUCUUCAUGAUGAUUUUAUUAGGAAAGAAGAAGAAGCCCACUCUAAGUUCUGAAUUAAGACGAUUUCUCCUGAUCUGAGUAAAUUGUUAUACAGUAUUUUGGAGAACUGGAGAGAUACUUGAUUAGAGAUAAAAAUUCAUCUUGUGAUGAUAAAUUGGGUUUGCAUUUUAGAAAAAAAAGUUUUCUUGCUUUUUUUUAUUAAAUUACAUUGUACAUUAAGCUGUAGUUUAUUAAGUAAUUUUGUAUUGGUUUGUACAAGUAUUGCCACUUUUUUUUUAAUCUUUUUCUCUUUGAUGUGUAAAUUUGUUGCAGGUUAACUCAUGAUGGCAUGUGAAAUUGCUCUGUUUGCAUUUAUCCCUUUGGCUGAUAAGUAUUUAAAUGUUGGGAAAAAAUGUUUAACCAAAUCUUUGCACAGAAUUUUCAUCCUAGUGACUAUCCUUACGCAACAGCACACAAAACUGCACCACUCAACUUUUUUUUUUAAAGACAGCACCUUAAAUUGAGAAAUGAGAAUCAAAAUUCUUCCCUACUGGCGCCAUUUAUAUUUGUGCAAUGAAAAAACACCAUUUUUCCUCCUGUCAAAACCAUCUUUAUUCCAUUGCAUGAGUGCGUAUAAGCACAGCAGUUCCGUAGAGGUUGUGACCGGUGAGCUGCCGGGACUAAGCAACUGCAGAGCGGGUCCCUAAACUCAGGAAUUCUGGCAGAUGGUAACUGCUAAAGUAAAUUCAUGGGGUAAGGAGUUCUGAGAUGCUAUUUUUGGCUUUCGUACUCGGCAUAAUCUUUCCAGAAUUAUUGAUUUCUGCCUUUCUGGUUAUUCUAAAGGGAGACGUAUCCUUCGUCUCUGCAGACUGAUGCAUACAUGGAGUUCCACACAACAGUCUAGCUCAACUACUAGUUUUCAUUCAUAGGAAGCUGAUCUAACAUGGGAACAUAUGGUCUUCCAGUAACACAAUCUCUCUGGCAUACAUGCAACACCUGCUGUUCUGGAUUGUAUUUACUUUUAUUUUUGCCACAGUCAACACCUGGAAAGAUCCAAAUGUUUUUUUUAAUAAAAGAAACAGGCAUGCAUGCAUUGAAGAAGAAUAGUUUGAUGCUUCUGAGAUGCACCUAAGAUUUUUCCAAGAUUGGUGAACCCAUAGCCACCAAACACUAGUGCAGGGUUUGACCCAUUUGUUUUGCCCCAACACUGAUCGUUUCUGCUUGCUUACUCCACCAACCACAUCAGAGAGUUGGUUCAUCUCCCUCUUGACCCGUUUCUCUCAGUGCACCACGUAGCGUUGUUUCACUUUGCUAUAAAGCCCAUGCAGGCCCAGAAACUUAUCACAGAAACAUCUGAAUUGUUAUUCCCCCAGCUGCAGAGGAACAGGCAGAGCUUGGCCAGAAUAAUUCAGGAUGGCCGCAGGCGUGCUGUGCUUCAGGGCGUUUGCCCUCUCCAUGGCCUGCCUUCUCCUUGCCGUGCCCCUACUAGUGGCUCAGGACCCUUCCAAGCUGAGCCUGGAGUACUACUCCAAGACAUGCCCGAAUGUGGAGCACGUUGUCCGCACGGAGAUGGAGUGCGCGGUGCGUGCCGACACCCGCAAUGCCGCCCUAAUGCUUCGCCUGCAUUUCCAUGACUGCUUCGUUCAGGGAUGUGAUGGAUCAGUGCUGCUUGAUGACACCGCGACCAUGAUUGGGGAGAAGCAGGCGGACCAGAACGUCAACUCGCUAAAAGGGUUCGAGCUGGUCGACAAGAUCAAGGAGAAGCUGGAAGCCGAGUGCCCUGGAACAGUUUCUUGCGCAGACUUGCUCGCCAUUGCAGCUAGGGACGCAGUUGUGCUGGUAGGUGGGCCUUACUGGGAUGUCCCGGUAGGAAGAUUGGACUCCAAGAAAGCAAGCCUGGACCUAGCAAACAGUGACAUCCCUACAGCUCAGCAGGGCCUUCUCACACUCAUUGCCAAAUUCUGGCAGAAAGGCCUUGAUGCCACUGACAUGGUGGCCCUCGUUGGCUCCCACACGAUUGGAUUUGCCAGGUGCGAGAAUUUCCGCGACAGGAUCUACGGCGACUUUGAAAUGACAUCAAAGUUCAAUCCGUCAUCGGAGGCAUACCUCAGCAAGCUGAAAGAGGUCUGCCCCAGGGACAGCGGCGACGACAACAUCAGCGCCAUGGACAGCCACACCUCCGCAAUCUUUGACAAUGCCUACUACGAGACGCUCAUCAAGGGCGAGGGCCUCCUCAACUCCGACCAGGAGAUGUGGUCCAGCAUCGCCGGGUACUCAACAGCUGACACCGUGAACAAGUAUUGGGCCGACCCUGCCGCGUUCUUCAAGCAGUUCUCCGACUCCAUGGUGAAGAUGGGUAACAUUACCAACCCUGCCGGUGGCGAGGUCCGGAAGAACUGCAGAUUUGUCAACACAUAGGCUGGUGAAAACUGGAAGAAACUCGGUGCCCGUAUUGUUCUUUUGAUGGUUGGUGGUUGUUUGGAAAAUAAUGACGCUCUACUGAGGCUAUUGUAUUAUAGCAUAUAUGUGGUUGCCACUCUGAAACAUAUUUUGUUGUUUGAACUAUGAAGAUAAACAUCUUGGUCUUGUA